UUCAUCACUUGUCCACUGAGCAUUUAAAUAAAGGUUUGGGCUGAUCGGGAAAAACUUUACUAAAAGUAACGUUUUGCUUCGAUUAUCUGAGCAAUUUGGACAUCUAAUUUUGAAUGAAAAAGCAUUUCUUUAAGCCUCUACCAAUACUAACAGUUGGAUAGAUCUGUUGGCAGGAUUCCAUUUGCUAGGGUUAUCCUUGCCAUUUUUUGUGUUUUGAUUCAAAUAGCUGCAUAAUACCGUUUCCGAAUUGAUAAUCAACACUGUUGCACAGUCUGGUGCUUUUGUACCCCCUUUAAAAUGGCUAAUUGAGGCUCUCUUUUUAUGUUCGCCUAUUUAACAAUAUCUCUAGUAGUUAAGUUUUUGUCAACAUAGGGCUUUUCAAUUAAUUUCUCGCUACGUGGGUCCAAAAACCAAUUAUCAUCCUAAAAGCUGGUAUUGUUUAAAUGUAGGUGAAGUUACCCUGCAUUGAAUAAUUUAUUGAUACCACUGGCGCUUUAUUUCUCUGUGAGUUUUCUCCGGGUCUUUACUUGUUGCUAUCAUCAUGAAAUGUACCUAAAGUUGGCGAGUGUUCUUGGGAACAAGGUUUGUUACCAAUGAACAAGUUGAAUUCUUCGAACGAGAGAAAUACACUUAAAGUGAAGAGCAGAAUAUUCGACUGCUUUGGCUACACCACUGCUCAUGGAUACGGACGAGUCGCAGCAGCCACUGGUGAAUCACGAUUGAGAAAAUGGUUCUGGUUAUUGGCUUGUGCCGCCGCAUACGGCGUGUUUACAUAUCAGCUUAUGGAUUUAGCAUCUCAGUAUUUGUCCAGACCAUUAAAAACGAGGACCAGCAUUGCACAUGAACAGAAAUUGGCCUUCCCUCAGGUUACUAUUUGUAACCUCAAUAAGAUCCGGAGGUCAAAACUACCGCAACAAAUCAUUGACGAAUUUCCAGAAAUUCUCGAUAAUGACCAUGGAGAAACCAAAACACGCAACAAAACUACCACACCAUCGCGACCUAAUCAUAAUGAUAGUCCAGCGGUUACGGAUCUCGGUGAUCUUCCUCCUUUGGAACAAGUAGUGGAAAAGACUCACCAACGACUUGCAGAGUAUCCAGAGGCCGAGCUGGAGCAGUUAGGACAUCAACUGGACGACAUGAUACUCACAUGCUGGUUCAAUGCUAUAGAGUGCCUUGAUAGUAAGCAACACUUAUGGAUCCAAUUUUGGCAUCAUAAGUAUGGUAACUGUUACACGUUCAACCGAGGCACAGACGAGCACAAUGAAAGAACGGAAAUAAUGACGUCAUCCCUUCCUGGUCAUGAAGGUGGUCUGACGUUAGAUAUCAACAUUGAGCAAUACGAAUAUAUAGACCUGUUAUCUCAAGAAGCAGGUGUUCGAGUGUUCGUUGCUUCACAGAACGACAUGCCUUUUCCUUACGAACUAGGCCACAGUGCGCCACCUGGUUAUGCCACAGCCAUUCAGCUCAGAAAGGUAGUGGUCGGGAGACUGGAUCCUUUUCACAAUCAGAGUUGUAAACCGGGUAAAGAUAUCAAUGAAGAUAAUAUAUUUCGUCGCUUUAACGUCUCGUACGGCGAUUUGACCUGCAAGUUCUCAUGUUUGGCUGUGAUGAUGAAUAACAUGUGUGGUUGUGUUAUGUAUGCACUGAAAUACUCAGAACAUCACACGAAUGUUUGCGAUGGCUCAGAGAAGGAUACAGUCGCUUGUGUUAACUCUGCAUUUGAUAAAUACGACCAAGGAGCAUGUGAGAAGGACUGUCAAGAAGGCUGCUGGGAGGACCUCUUUAAGACGACAGUGUCUCUUUCAAAAUGGCCUUCUCGGCAUUUUGAGAAUACACUUGUGAGGUCGUUAGAUGAAAAAGAUCUUAAGAAUUAUUCCACUGCGUUAAGUGACAAUUUCUUGAGGUUGAAAAUUUAUUACGGAGAACUCAACUAUGAAGUAAUGGCAGAGGAGCUUGCUUACGCACCAGCAAGAUUCUUGUCAGAUAUUGGAGGAAUCAUGGGAAUGUGGAUUGGUAUCUCUGCACUAACGUGUGUGGAAUUUCUAGAGCUGUUGGCCUCCCUGUGUUCAAUGAUCCUGAGGAAAGUCAAACAGAAAGAGACUAAUGUGAUCGAAGUACAGCCGAGUGAUAAUUAUGCAUAGGAAAUCAAAUUUAAUGCUGAAAAUUCAAACGAUAAUAUAAAUGCACUGGGACGAAAUCUAUACAAAAUAGGGCACUAUUCUCGGUUUUCAGCUGACGUCAUUAGCUUAUGCAAAUCAGAUUUCCGCCAUGUAAAGUAAAUUUUGUCUACAAAAAAAAUAAUGCAACAAUAAAACUGUUAAAAACUACUACAAUGUGGCGGCCUGCAAAUCUUAAACUACAACACUGUGGUAGCGUGCAAAUUUUAAACUACUACACUGUACCCCAAAUUUUUAAAUUCGAGGUAUGCCACUGGCUAUGACUCUAAACUACACUUCACAGUUGAAUAAAUUUUGCAAUUUAGUCCUACCCCACUAAGGAUGAACAAUGACAUAUGUGAAUACCUAUCAUGAAUGGAAAUGUGCAUAUCUUUUAAUUUUUGUUCCUUGGGUGCCUCAUUGGGUAAUAAAAGUGGUUAGUUUCCAAAUGGCAACUUAACUAAUAUGUUCUCUUAAUAACUUAUUACAACCAAAUGUACUAAUCAAGACCUGGGAUCAGUUAAAAAAAAAUUUACAGUUGUAAUUCAUAAGUGUUUCUAUUGUUUCAGAGGUUGAAAACAAUAGCUAUGUACCGCUGUAAAUUACACUUGUAAGAAUUUUAUUCAAUUGACCCCU
Molecule: messenger RNA, 2792 nt
Organism: Stylophora pistillata
Lineage: Eukaryota; Metazoa; Cnidaria; Anthozoa; Scleractinia; Pocilloporidae
Product: epithelial sodium channel subunit beta
Biological process (GO): sodium ion transmembrane transport
Cellular component (GO): plasma membrane
Molecular function (GO): ligand-gated sodium channel activity
Source: RefSeq, a predicted model, not a curated record